Paramuricea clavata is the source of this 11584-nucleotide messenger RNA. Lineage: Eukaryota; Metazoa; Cnidaria; Anthozoa; Malacalcyonacea; Plexauridae. The record is from the annotation of a GenBank genome assembly.
ACCAUUACAUUUGAGUUUGCUGACAAAAGCGUUGAUUCCUCAAACUUCUUUAUCAACAGAAGUAGUUUGCUGACGUCAGUAAUGUUUAAUUAUGAGGAGCAGAAUAGCUACUUGAUCAACGUGGUCGCGAAGGAUGAUGGGACGCCUUCUCUGAACCAAACUAAAGAGUUUAAAAUUGAGGUAGGAAUGAUGAUUUCUUCAUACAAGAGAUCGUGAAAUUCAUAUAGAGUACACGCGCAAAAAUCUCGCAUCUUGUAGCAAGUCUGCCAAAAGUUGUAUGGAACAACUUGUUAAAGUGCCUAUGACACGAAAUUUCACCCCAAAGGUUUAUGGUGGCUUUUAAAGAUCACUUAAAAUUACUUAAUACUUUCUUUUAUAGAAUUUUUGUAACUUGUUCCCUUUUCAAGAUAUUCAACUUUGUUUCAUAUGCAAAUAUCACCGGUGUGACAUCACAUAAUGAGUUUUCAGAAAGUAUAGUUUUCUUGACGAAUACGUAUCUAAAAAACUUAACAAUUGCCCUUGUAUAUCUAUUAAUUUCAUAACUCGUAAUUAACCCUCUGUAUUUGUUUGUAAACAUAUUUUAUCAAGGUAAAAUAUUGCGUUUUCAAAAUGUCAUUAUGCGAUGUGACGACUAUUUAUAUUUUCAAGCUUCUAGAGUAUAAUAAAUGAUCAAGAAACAACAAUUAGGCUUUUCAAGAACUCAAAACAUAGUUAAACUGUUUGUAUCAUAAAAAGUGGGCUCAUUUGUGCACAUGCGCAGAUCGGACUGUAGAUCACCUUUAAGGCCCCGUUUACACCGCUAUACCGGAUUGCAUCGGAACGGAGCGAUUUUCAUACCGGAUCCGGCUGCUGAUUACACUACACCCACAGUAAUCCGGUACGCGGCGUAAAAAUCACUCCGCUUUGGAGGUAAUAUGAAAAAUAUACGGUUUUGGCGUGUACGUUUUAACAUUGUCGCCUUUAUUUGCUCGUUUUUACAAUACUUUAUAGCUGUUAUUUGUUUCCCCCUUACAACCAUGUACUAUUUCUGGCGAAGACAAAUAAAGAAAACGAUAAUAACAUUGACUUUUCGCUUUCGAAAGAGCAAAAUUUAAAGAAAUACUCGUCAAUUUUGGAUUAGAGCGAAACGAAGCAACGUCUGGUGGUCAAGCUUUUUAAACAAAAAGUUAUACUUUAAAAAGAAGACGUGCAUGUGUGUUACUUCUUGUUUUUAAUAAAUUUAAAUAUUAUAAAUUUAAAUUUAUAUUAUUAGUAUAUUGGCAAAAAAAUGUUUCUCUUGUUUCCAUGGCGACAGUGAAAUACAUGCACGGGCAACAGAGCGCAGCGGCAUGGUGUAAACACCCUGGUUUUUUACUUCAGAGUGAAAAUGAAUCCUGUAUGAAAGAUAAUCCGGUAUAGUGUAAACGGCGCCUAUCAGACUUGUUGGCAAGGUUGUUCCAACAAUUCUGAUACAGACAUGACUCAUGAUAUAACAAUAUCGUUACAAUCUUGUGUCGUCAACCUUGUAGCAUUCUUGUUAUAUCAUAAUUGUAUCAGACUUGUUGGAACAACCUUGUAACAAUUAAGUCUGUCGAUGCCAUCAAAGCUUGUUACAAAUUGUUAACAGCUUGUUACAACAACUGGGAACAAGCACUGCGAACAAACACAACUCAUCGACAGCUCGUAAGAAUUUUACGUGUGUAUAUGUAACUAAGUAAGUAACUAAAUGGUGGUGUGCUAAUCAUCCACACUUGCAGCAGAGAGCUAAGCUAAAUUGCGAAGGACGCAGCUCAAUCUGAUCCAUUCGAAGGCUUUCUAAGGGCGCCUCUGGCGGCCACAUUAUCACGCGUAUCUGAUCACAGAGCAACAGCUACGGUGGAAUUAAGAGUCAGUUUGGGGCUAACUCCAACCCACUCUGUCAACGUUCCCUGUGGGAGAACUGGAGUACCCCAGAAAACCCACGAGUUUCGGUAGAGCGUUGACCGACUCUUUUCACAUAAGCGUCAUGAGUCCCCAGCGAGAAUCGAACCCGCGAAAUCAAAAGUGAAAGGCGCAUGCUCUGACGUCCUACGUCACCAAAGCCCUUAUUAUCGCAAAGCCUGCAAUACUAGAUUCCCCUUAUUACGUUUUCGUAGCGCUUUGCGUUGUGGUUAUAGUGGUAUCACUGAUGAAGUAGCGCGGCCUCGAAUGAAAAUAUUGAAUUUUUUGCGAAUAUUUUGCUGCUGGCUAUCGCGCACCUGACCCUAGCUUUUUUUAAAAGUUCUUGCACGGGUCAGGACAGAAAAUAAGCCAUCUUGAAUAUCAGUGAUACCACUAUAUUAACCACAAUGCAAAGCGCUACGAAAACGUAAUAAGGGGAAUCACGAAUUGCUUGUACAUGCACAAUUUAAUUUCCUUCGAUCUUCUGAUCAAGAUAAAUAGAGCAAGGAUACAACGUAUUAAAGCUUCGUUCAAAGACCAUGUUUUAGAUAACCUUUUUACAUUAAUACUUGUUUUAGAUUAUUGAUAUAAAUGACAAACCUGUGACCAUUACACUCAAUUCCUCUGGAGUCGAAGAAAAUGCCGCGAAUGGAGCAAUAGUAGGAAACUUCAUAACAGAUGACCCUGACAAAAAUCAGACUCAUUUCUAUACAUUGCUCGACCAUACGUGUAAGUAUAUAUCUGCAGUUCAUUAAUCAUUGAGCUUUACAAACAAAUUGACUGCCUCUGAAACUAACGAAUAAAACAAACAAAAAUUGAAUGAAAUUAUAUGCAAAGAAAUUUUCCACCAUUUAUGAUGGAAUUGUAAAGUAAAUUGACCAAAGAAAAUACUUUGCCAAACAAUAGUUUGCCAAACUAACAACUUUUGAUAAGCAAAUUAUACUACAACUAUAUGUCGAUUAAUUUGAAUCCGUUAUUUGUAAGAGGUAUAUAAAAUGUUUUUGUAUAAUGAUGCAAAGAAACAAGCUCAGAUAAUUUGGCAAUAUGUGAAUAAUUCUAAACAAAAAACAGCUGGACUAAAAAAUCCCCCGCGUGCAUUUGUAAUUCCAUAUAAACUACCGCUGGGAUAUCUCGGGCACUGUCCAAUAACCUCAACAGACCCUCGCGAGUUUCGCAUAUGAUUUCACAUGAGAAAAUGCCUUUUCACAUCUGAAGUGUAAAAAUUCGACAUAGAUAAGAAUAAUUUUACAUAUGAAAUUAAUUUUCACAUUAUGAAUGGACCUUGAAUUAAUUUUACAUGCGAAGAACUAUGUGCAACCGGCUCAAGUUUCAUAUAUGAAAAUUUUGUAUUUCAUAUAUGAGCAUAUUUACAUGUGAAAUGUUACUGCAAUUCCACAUAAAUUCUCACAUGUGAAAUAUCUGUUUGCACGAAAAUACCUGGAUUCCAAUGAGAAACACCAUACAACACCAUACAACAUUGUUGGUCUUGUUUGAAAACCGUUAAGGUUUUGGGUAAUGUUUGUCGAUUUUGGAUGAUGUUGGAUUGAGUUUGACUUUGUUUAAUUAAAAUUUCUCCCAACAUACAUUGUUCAUCAUCGUUGGCCCAACAAUUCUGGACGAUGUUCGACUCAUUUCAACGGGGAUUAUUAAUAUGUCUAUAUUUUCAGAUACUUUCUACAUCAAUGGUAAUGAACUGGUGGUAAAAGAAUCAGACCGUCUUGAUUUCGAAAAUCAAACUGAAGUUAUUAUUCUUGUACAGACGACUGACAAUGGAAAUCCACCGUUAUCGAAACAGGUACAUGUAAUUGUCCUAAUUUGUAAUCCAUUAUGAAGAAAGUGUUUUACGUUUGAAUUACGUACUUUAGUUCAGUUUAGCUUAGUAGUAGCAAAGUGUACUGUACUGUACUGUACUGUACUGUACUGUACUGUACUGUACUGUACUGUACUGUACUGUACUGUACUGUACUGUACUGUACGUAAUGUUUACAACAUGAGCGGCCGUGUUGUAUCAGAUAUACAAACUCGAGCCGAAGGCGAGAGUUUGUAUAUCUGAUACAACACGGACGCGAAUGUUGUAAACAACUUAAAAAACGACUCAGCUUAUGAGUUCAUUGGCGAAGUAAUUUUAAAAAUAAACGUUGUCAAAGCCGAGAAAAUCAAAGUUAAAAUUUAUGUAAAUCAACAUGAAUCUGUAUCACAUAUACAGAUACGACACGCUUAUGAUUUUUCUUUGUGUUUUCUUCAUGAAUUAUUAAUGAGUUUUUUAAUGUACUGUACUGUACUGCAGUCACCUGAAAAUUGGUGUAGCUAAUUUUGGCCGCAUUUUGCAUCAUAACGCUCGUGUAAGGAACCAAUAAACUUUAAAAAUCUUGUUGAAGAUUACCACAAACUGAUACAAACGCAGUUUUUAAUCCCUCCCCUGCCUCGGUAAUCUGACGUCCGUGUUGACAAAACGUCGCUCGCUCGGUUGGUUGAAAAAUUAUUGUUACAACCUCGUUAUACAGUUAUUCGACUACCAUUUAAAGGCUUUCAGGAAUCAUUGAGGGACGCGGUUGCCUCCCCCCCUGUGCCCGCCUCUGAGCCCAAUUCAGUUGGCGGUUAGUAUGAAUAUCACCAGAAAUCGCUCUGUUUUGUUUUUAGGAAAGUAUUACAGUGAAAAUACUUGAUUCGAACGACAAACCAUAUGAUCUCAAACCUUUGACCCUGACAGUUGAGGAGAACACGCCGGGAGAGACUUCUGUUGAAUUUACAGUUCUUGAUCAAGAUACUAGUCAGUCUCAUAGUUGUCUUGUUCAAGACUCCGAGUUCUUUGUCAUGAAUAACACACAUGGUCAAUCGGUUCUUUGGGUAAAGAGUGGAGCCGUACUUGAUCAUGAAAGGAACAGCACGAUUUCAAGUAAGUUUAUGCACGAAUUGGCUGCGUAGGUAAUUUAUAAUUGUCCAAUCUUAUUAUUUUCAUCAAAGGCGUAUACGAGACAGGGAAAAUUCUACCUCAAAAAUCGGGAAAUAUGUUAGGCCUGCUCGCCUCAGUAUAUAAUGUAUUUUGUCAUGACAUUAAUGUUGGGAUAUUAAUAUUUAAUCAGAGAAACUGAAUGACAUAUCGAAAUUUGUUUCAUCAAAUUUAAAUUGCAUGCAGUAGAGUGAGGAGUUUUUUGUGUAAUCCCAGAAAUACUUAUGAAUAAUCGUUUGAAGUUGUCCUUCAGCAGCAUUUUGUAUCAGAGGUGUUUGAUUUCAAGUGAGACCAAGAGAGACGAUUGUAAUAUAUUUUAAUAUUUUUACUAAAAGCAGCCGCAUAUCUUGGAGUUCUAUCAAGUGAGAUGCAAAAAAAAAUCAUUUUAUUCACCCUUUCAUUAUUUCUGUUUUAGUCACAGUGAAUUGUACCGACAACGGAGUACCUCCUCUAAGCCUCUCAAAAUCGUUUGAUAUCACGAUCAAAGAUGUGAACGAAGCACCAACAGAUAUCUUCUUGAACGGUUCAUAUGAAGUUGAUGAAAUCGCUAAUGUUGGCCAUUCACUUGGAUAUUUGAUAUGCACAGAUCCUGAUCGAAAUCAAACAUGUUCGUUCCACGUUAUUGGGAAAAUAAAUGAUACGUUUAAUGUAAGUGUGUGCGACAAUUAAGAAAUUGAAAAGCUUUUUCAGUGCAAAAAAGGAUCGCAAAAUUGUUUAAAUAUGCUACUUUGACACUAAGAUUAUUACAAUUGGUUUAGCAGAACCACUGUUAUGAUCUUAAAACAAAAUCUGGUUCACCCAAUGGACCAUUGAAAUUACGUGCGUUAAGUACCAAUAGACCCAUUGCACUGACGUCACAAAUCCUUAGAGUGUCCUCCAGAUGCUACCUAACAAUAUCUGUUUGGGUACAACAACCACAUAUAGCGCAAAAAUUGACCAUUUUAAUACAAAAUUAUUAUAAAGUUUUACAAAAUUUGCUUUGUUUACAAAAGUUAUAUUAUGCAUAGAUUGCCAGUUUGUCCUCCAGAUGCAUCGUCACCGACGCUGUGACGUCAUGUACAAUGGGUCUAUAGGUUGGAUGACCCCUUACCCGAAACAGCUAUAGCAUUGGUUCUCGUAGACCAUAAUAAUAAUCUUACUACCAACUUAUAAUAAGCUGUGUAAAAAUGUGGAACAUGAGUUAUUGCAUUUUUUGGGGACACCCUGUAUUUAUUAAAUGUAAACUUGAGAUUGAAAUUAAUUGCUACAAUGUGUUUCCAACAUUUGAUUUGCCAGUAUUGUGAAUAGCUAAACGUAAACCAGUGAACACCAUGUACUGUAUAUCUGGCGUUAGAACUUCAGUUAUUCGGGCAAUAGGAAAGCUGAGGCCAAAGAUGGCGGACAUUGAAGGAGCUAUUGAACAUCAGUUUGACAUUCAAUCAACGUUAACCGCUUAACUUUGUUUUUGUCUUAUAGCCAUUAGAGACUACUGUAUAAUAACCUAUCUAUAACAGAGAAACAAACGAUGGUAGUUUAUAUUCCAAUGUUGACCGUUUUGGAACCCAUAUGUUGCCGAUUUAAAAAUCUAUAUAUGCUAUUUCUUGCAGGUUACAAAAGACACAAACCUCUUAAAGGUGAUCUCGAACGCGAAACUGGACUACGAAAGAUUAGAUUCCCCUAAUAUAAGCGUAGUGAUUGAAGCAACAGACGAUGGGCAGCCAAGACUAUCAUUUGUCAAGAAGCUAAGUAUCACUGUAAACGAAAUAAACGAAGGGGCGAAUGAAAUUAGUUUAAACCCUGACCACAUCGAAUUAAACGAAACCACGGCUGUAGGUACAAAUAUCAGCGAGCUAAUUUGCAAUAAUCCUGAAAAAUGGCAGACUGUCGAAUACACUUUACUUUCGAACCACAGUAUUUUCAAAAUCGUUAAAGUACCUUACAACGCCAGCUACGAUCCUCCUAUUUUGAACAAAUUGGGAGUAAAACAACGCACUUUUGAGCUGUUUAGGUCAUUUUUGUUUUUGAAUGAGAGAUUCCUAAAUUACGAUAUAAGCCCGAGAUACGAUAUUUUGGUUCGGGUCACGGAUGAUGGCGAACCAGCCAGGUCAUUUGUUGGAAAUAUUUUUGUUAAUGUUUCGAGAGUUGAUCCGUGUUUGCCGGAGAAUAAGUGUAACGAGAAUGCAACUUGUAGUAGAAUUGAUGGCUUUAAUUAUAAUUGUGCGUGCUUCGAUGGAUUGAAAGGCGAUGGGUAUAAUUGUACUGAAAUUGACGAUUGUGCAAAUUCGGCUACGUACUGUGACAUAAAUGAGACAACGGCAAAUGAGGCUUGUGCCCCUUGUAAAAAUAAGGCAACGUGUCAUGACGAACGUUUGACGUUUAAUUGCGUCUGUUUGCCGGGAUUUAAUGGCACUCAAUGUGGUCAUAAUAUUAAUGAAUGCGACCCGAGGAAUUUUAAUUACACUAGCUGUAAUGAAGAGCAUAGUACUUGUGAGGAUGGAAUUAAUAAUAUCACGUGUCAUUGUAAUCGAGGAUUUAAUGACUGGCUUUGCAAGACUAACAUUGAUGAUUGUGCUAAUGGACCGUGUGGAGCUCAUGGUGAAUGUAUCGAUCAUAUUGGUAAGUUUUUCUUUGAUUUACUGCUAGUUUAUUGAUGGUUCAGCAAAUUCAAAACUCCAUAAACAAGAGAGGAAAGAGAGAGAAAAAUCCAAACAAAUUCGAUUAAUCUUGCUAAAAUUUGUUAUUUAUAAAAAUUGUUAUUGUUGGAAAUCGCUGAAUUUACAAAACUGUUGUUGCAAACAACGUUCCAAAUUAGGAUUGAAAAUAUCGCGUAAACUGCAGACCGCAAACGGCGAACUUUGAUUCGUAUUUUGAAAUCAACUGUCUAAAACAUGUACAAUUUACCUUCAAAUUUGAUUUGAAGUUCGCCGUUUGUACUCAGCUGCUGUGAUACGUCAUUUUUAAAGUGCGACUAACACCAAAUAUGAUUUUUGGUACGUGUAAUAGUUGGAUAAUUUUAAGAAGUAAUUUAAUAUAUCUUUAUAGUAAAAAGUUCAUCUUAUAAUAGACUUUUUUACUCUCAAAGUUCCGGAUGUGACGUCAUUUGGGGAAUUGCAAAUUUGUUUUCUCUUGUUUUAUGAACCUAAAAUUCCCCAAAUGACAACAUAUCCGGUAGCUUCAAGAGCCGGAAAGUCAAUUUCAAACUCAUUAAUAAUUUAUGAGUAACCAUAUUACUUUAUUUUGCUCACAUGAUAAUACUGAAUACCUGAUGAAGUACAUUAAUCCAGUCCUAGGACUGGAUCAAAAUUUAUUCAGUCCUUGGACUGGAUCAAAAUCAAUUAAGUAGUGAUUUAUUCGCAUGAGAUGUCAUUUCAAAUCCUCAAAUUCGGACUUCGCCUCGGGCUUGAUCAAAUUGCGCGGACUUGAAAUCUAGUCCAGUCCUCAUAGUCGGAUUUAAAUAUUACAUCAAGACGAGGUUGGUUUUUUUUUGCUAUAAAGAAAUAUUACAUUUCUUCUUAGAAUAAUCCAAAUAUUUCGUAGGCCAAAAAUCAUAUUUGUGGUUAGUAGCACUUUAAGGUCUAAUGGCAAGUAAAAUCUAUCUCAUAGUAAUACCUUAUACAGAAAUUGAAAUCUGUCUGUUCGCUUCAAAUUUGCUAUUUUUCUCUAGGUUCUUAUGAGUGUGCUUGCAAAGGAGGCUAUGGCGGCUCACGAUGUGAGCGAUAUCUCGGAAGGAAUGAAGAGCAAUGUAAAGAAGGCCAGUCUUACGUUCCAUACCCAUCAACUUUCAGUGAAGAAAAUAAGAAGGAACCUGUAGAACCUGAAAGUGGAAACACUGAAAGUGGAAACACUGAAGCCGGGGGAAGUAGUACUAGCAGUGACGACGUGUGCUUUUCUGGUAAAAAUGUAACCACUUUGUAUUUUGAUAUUAAGUUGCUGAAAAUCUUGCAGCAAGGCGGGGUUAAGGUUCUGGACGGAGAAGUGAAGGCUGCAAUGAGAAUCGAAGUCGAGGAUUGGCUAAAGAAAGUGAUUGAGGUUUGGUAUGCCUAUGCUGACAGUUUUAGCGAAGAAGGAUCUUACAAUUUGAGUGAUGUUAGCGUCUUAGAUGACAUAAAAGUGAAUGCUCAUAAUAUAUCAGUAACUGUGGUUGCAAGAGUCGGUCAUAAAGCUCUUUCUAGAGAAGGCUUCCUCUGUUCUUUCAAUCAAUCAUAUCCAUCGAAAAAUUGCUCCAAAAAGAACCGUUUUCCGGCCUAUACGUCUAAAGGCUUCUCGUUUAUCGAUUACUUGUGCCCGACUCUAAAAGAUGUGGAAACUUUUAAAUGUAAAACCCGAAGUGGAGCUGUAAGCUCCCUAACUGGAAACGAUGAAAGCAAGUUGCCGGGAUGGGCUAUUUAUUUCCUAGCCAUUUUGGGCGCAGUCUUGUUCGUAUUUGUUGUACUAUUCGCAUGCUAUGCCGACCGAUCCCAAAAGGUGAAUUUCCAACAAGCAUUGCGAAAAGGCCAGCAGUAUGAUCACGUGAGACUACCGGAAGAAGACGACGAGCAUUAUCUUGACGUCAUGUUGCGUCAUCAAGUAUCGACCAAUGGCGAUGGAGAAGUUAAUCCCAUAUAUGGCUUCGAUGAAGACGAAGACGAGUCGCAGAUGAUUUCAAAUCCCCUAUAUGGGUCGUCACGUGGUAUCGAGUCGCCACAGAUUGGUCAUGCCCGAGCAUUCGAGAAUCCGCUGUUCAACACAUUAGAACGUGAGCCCGGACUUCGCGCGAAGCCUGUCGGGAAGGAUGGUGAAUCCAGUAAUAAUUAUUAAUGCCGAAUUUAGCGAAAUGUCUUUUUUGCAAAAAUUGCUUCACUUUUCUCUUGUUUUCAUUGAUUUUGUGAUUUAUUUUUCAGAACAGUAACCUGGAAAAUUUGACUAUUUUUUCCGUUUUAUAACGAUAGUCCGAAACUUUGAUAUAUAAACGUGUUUGCCACAUUUCUUCUUUGUCAAUUACAGUGUUUUCAUUUAAAAAAAACAUGUCCAACAGGCCAGGGACUACUCAUAAUUAACGUUGUCAUUGAAGUUUUGAAAUCUCGAUAGACCAAAUACAAUAAAACUGCUUAUGUAUGUUUUGUCUAAGUUUUUGCAAAAGAUGAUCAGUACAUUGAUCAGCGUAAAAUCAAUGCACAUGUGACAAUGAUACGACCAUAUUUUUGCAUCAACCUAAACCAGUGAAACUUAGACCAACAUAGGUGAUGAAUCAAUUUACAGGGUGUUCCAAAAACAAUGCAAUAACUAUGUUCCACGUUUUUACACAGCUUAUUAUAAAAUGGCACUACUAUUAUUACAAUUGGUCUAAACUGUCAUUAAACCUAUUGACAGUUUACACAACUGAUUCAUGUUUUCAAUGAUCCAUUGGGUGAACCGGACUUUGUUCAUUGGUUCUAAAUUCUAAUGGACCAAUCUUAAUAAUACUAGUGUCAACCCUGUAUUGAAUUUCAUGGGUAUUUUUUGUAUUUCAUAAUUUCAGAACCGACUUUAACUUUAGUCUAUUUACUAUAUCUUGUAACACUCGUUUCUCUUAAUUUUUUGUUUGAUGUUUCUCCCUUUGAUUGAGAAAUUUUAACGAUUAACGCGAGUAGAACGUGUAAAGCAAUUUUUGCAUAGAAGAUACUCGUAGACUAAUAAUUUUCAGUCUUAACGAAAAGACAAAAUGUCUUGAUUUUUCAGUAAUGUCUUUAGCUUGUAAUACAUAGAUCACUAAUCUGGAAUAUGCUAUAGCAGUAUGGUUGUAUAAUUUAAGCUAAAAUUUGACUACAGACCUAAUCGACUAACGCAUUUUUAUCACCAUUGCUCGCUGAUCUGAAAUCUAUCGGAAAAGGCGGAUACUCUAGCUAUCCUGUCCUACCGUUUCGGAUAAUUCCUAUGCAAAGCUACCACUGAUAGUUUAAGCAUAGAAUGGAACGGAGGUAACCAAGCAUUGAAAAGAUAUAGAUCAGAUGAAUGGUUACCAAGUGUGUUAGGCAAUUAGGUCUUUGGGUGCAUGAAUUAUUUUGAAAUUGUUAAAGAUAUAUAUAUUUUCAUUGAUUUACAAAACGUAUGCAAUAUCGCUUAUUCAUUGCCCAAAAAUAUCCAAUCAUUCGUAUAAGUAGUUAUAUACUCGGGGAUAAUAAUAUAAUUUCAUAUUUAUUCCAAUUCCUCAUAUAAAUUGUAUAAAAUUCCUGCUUAUUAUCUGACAUGCAAAUAAAAUUAAAUACACAGAACCAAACCCAGUUCACUUCUUGUCGUUAAUGUUAUAACCGACCUCGUACCCAGGGCUUCUGCGUUUGUGGCUUCUAAGACUAUUGAUUUUAUACUCAUUAAUGUUAAUUUCAAUACUAGUUUAAAAUUCUGUGUGUGUAUUAUUGUUAGAUUUCUAGCGCUGAAUAUCUUCGUGUAAAUGUGAACUGAGCAGCAAUGAAAAAAAUAUAGUGUUUGCAGGCUUGCACCGUAAAUAAUAUAACUGUUAAUGUUCUGUGAAUUAUGUUAAUAUUUAUGGAGUUCAACAAAUGGAAAUUAACAGAGUUGUUUUAAGUGGGUUUUUUGUUCUCAUUCCCAACAAAAGACCGAACUGUAAGAUCGAUUGAUCAAAAAUCUUACUGAACUUAUUAUACCGAAGACUAUUCUUGCGUACAAAGUUGUGCUUUAUAAUCUAUAUAUCUGAAAAAGGUUAUAAAGAGCUUUGUAAAGAGCUUGGGCGCCGAUUUUCUGUUGGCUGUUGUUGAGAAUAUUUUCCCCUCUAUUAUAGAC